GUUCAUUUGUUGUGUACUACAUUACAAUAAUAUGAAAACACUAUGAAAACUUAAAUUCAGCACUAUUAGUAAUGAUGAUAAAAAACAACUUCCAACUUCUGUAACAAAAAAUAUUAAUUAAUGUUGAUUAUCAGAUAAUGCUUAUCACAUCAAUGUAAUUUGCUAAAUUUAAAAGUGUUAGGCAUACAUAUGAUAGAUAUCAUAACACGUAGCUUAUCGUAACAUACGUAAACACGUGACUAAAUCUGAUCUUAAUGUAAAAAUUGUACAGUGUAGAUACAAGAAGAAAAUUAACGGUUUUUGGAACAAUUAUACUUAAGCUUUUGUUCACGUUAAUAUUUAUCUCAUUGAUUCGUUAUGGACUUUGGAAUAAGUAUAUUUCAUAAAGCCAAUUGUAGAAAUUAUUGCCUCAGACUCGCAAACACAUCUAAACGGCUAAGACGUGCGUGAAAUAAUAAAAGUUGGUUUUCUCGAUGUUACAAACGCAUUACUAUUACACAUAAUUAUAGUUAUAUUUAAAAUGUUUAAAACUGAAAAAUAAUUUUAUAUUUUUACUCGUGAAUAGAUAUUCUUGAUAUUAAAAAUAUUUGAUAACAAUUUUAAAAGAGAAUCAUGCAAGAAGUGAAGGUAUUAGAUGGUGGAUUUUCUACACAAUUAGCAACUCAUGUUGGUGAUAUAAUAGAUGGUGAUCCUUUAUGGACUGCACGAUUUCUUGUUACGAAUCCUAAUGCAGUUAUUUCUACGCAUUUGGAUUUUUUAAAAGCUGGAGCAGAUAUAAUUCAGACAAACACUUAUCAAACAUCUGUUGAUGGUUUUUCAAAGUAUAUGAACCUUCCAGAAGAGGAAGGUCUUAAUUUGUUUUCUAAAGCUGUAGAUUAUGCUAAAGAAGCUAUAAAUUUAUAUAAAGAAGAGAUAAAAAAUAAAAGAAAUGUUAUAAAUGCAAAUCCACUAAUUGCUGGAUCAGUUGGGCCUUAUGGAGCCUGUUUGCAUGAUGCUUCAGAAUAUACUGGAAAAUAUUGCUCAACUGUAUCAGAAGAAAUUCUUAUGAAUUGGCACAGACCACGUAUUCAAAAAUUGAUAGAAAGUGGCGUUGAUAUGUUAGCUAUAGAAACAAUUCCAUGCAAGCAAGAAGCAAAAGCACUGGUUAAAUUAUUGACAGAGUUUCCAAAUAGUAAAGCUUGGUUGUCUUUCUCGUGUAGCUACGAUGGAAAGAGCAUAGCAGAUGGCUCUCAUUUUCAAGACAUAGCACUAUGGUGUUACAAAGAAGCCUUGCCAGGACAAAUUUUAGCAAUUGGAGUUAAUUGUAUCGCACCACAAAAUGUAACUUCUUUAUUAAAGGGAAUAAAUGAAAAUUGUAAACAAGACUUUAUACCACUGGUAGUAUAUCCUAAUAGUGGUGAAAAGUAUACAGUAGAACAGGGUUGGGUGAAAAAAGAAGAAGGAUAUUCUUUACAAGAAUUUAUACACGAAUGGCUCGAUUUAGGUGUUCGAUACAUAGGUGGAUGUUGUAGAACAAAUGCUGUAGAUGUGAAAAAAAUACGAGCAGAGGUAGAAAAAUGGAAAAGUAAUUAAAUGUUGAAAUUCUAUUAUAUAUAUUGCACAUUUACACUACAGAAUAAAAAUAAAUCCUUAAGAAUAUGAGCAGAAGAUUUAUUAAAAUAUUUUUAUACAUAUUUAUAAUUAAUAUAAAAUAUUUCUCCUAUAAUCAUUUAUGGAUUAAAUUUAUAUUUGAUAUAUUUUAAGAAACUUUCAUUUUUAAAUGUAAAAAUAUAUAUGUACAUAAAUUGAGAAAAUAGUUUUUUGCACAAUUUCUCCUUUAAAAAAAUAUAUGUAUAAUGUUCAAUUCUCGGAUAAUUCAGGGAUCGAUUCUUGAGUCUGAAAAUCGAGAAUCGGUUUUUCAUAUCCUAAACUACAACUCUUCCUCUGUCAAUCUUCAAUACUCUAAAUAAUAAAUUCUCUCUUAUGAUCUUGUCUAUUUCUAACACUCGAAAUCUUUCUUCUCUAACCGUCUGUCUGUGAAAUGACUGGCAAAUCAGUUGUCCAUAACAAUAAAUAAGAUCACACCGUCCGUUAAACAGAGAAAGUCCCUUUGUUUAUCCGCAUUUGAAUUUUUAGGGAGUUUACAUAUGUAUAAAUAAAUUAUAUAAUAUAUAUAUGUAUAUAUAUAUUUAAUGA
This is a messenger RNA of Bombus terrestris (buff-tailed bumblebee), 2175 nucleotides long. RefSeq names its product homocysteine S-methyltransferase YbgG-like. NCBI's taxonomy places the organism in Eukaryota, Metazoa, Arthropoda, Insecta, Hymenoptera, Apidae. Bases 613 to 1572 code for a protein of 319 amino acids. Gene Ontology annotation, biological process: S-methylmethionine cycle. Gene Ontology annotation, molecular function: S-adenosylmethionine-homocysteine S-methyltransferase activity; zinc ion binding. The record is from RefSeq and is a predicted model, not a curated record. The transcript has a single exon.